AAGCAUCGGAAGUGAAAGAGAAGGCGUUGCCUUUGCGUAGAGUGUAGUGCGCAUAUCCUCGGCCGGAAGGAACGCCUGGUGCGUUCUUCCCCUAUGACCGGAACGAAGGGAGGUGGGAGGAAAGGCAAGCUUCCUGUUCCGAUAGGUAGCGCCAAUCUUAAGCGUUCUCAGGUGUCGCGUUUUCACUGGCUACUAGAAAUAGGAAAAGGGAAGGUAGCAAUCAGUCUUCUAAGGGAGUCAUAGAAAUGGAUAACUUUGUUGAAGAACUGAGACAAGAAAGAAGUUGGCUGUCCACAGAAGAAGAAACAGAGGAUGUGCCUGCAGCCAAUGCUCUGCUCCCAGGAAUUUAUUUGCCUUUACUGCCAAGAUAUUUCCACCAUCCAACAAAUAGGGGUGUGAAACCUUCAGAAUUUCAAAAGGUGAAAGAAGAUUGUUUAUGCUGUAUCCAGGAUGCCCUCUUACAAAGUCAGUGGCAGAGGGCUGCAGAAUUAAUGAUAAGCUAUGUAGAGAUGCUGGAAAAUACAACUGCAAGAAAAAGGGUGGCAGCUCAAGAGGAAAUCUGGAGAAUAGGAACUGAAAUCUUGCAGCAGCAUCCACAGAGUAAUAUAGAAGAGAUCAACUGUUUUGCAGAUCGGAUGAAAAAUUUAGGGGUCAAAAGAUAUUUAAAAAUUUCUCUAGAGCAUACCUUCCACCUUUUGUGCAGCGGGUUUCUGGAUGAGGCCUAUCAGAACUUGAUCUUGGCUGAAAGUUGGCGAUAUGGAGAAGAAACAGUUGCUCAGGAGAAAUUGCUGAAACUCAUUCAAGCUUAUAAGGGGCUGCUGGACUAUUACAUGUGGUUAAAAAAGAAGACAGAGCUGUUGGAGCUGGAUGAAGACAGCUAUGCACAAUCUUCUCUUCAGCAGGAAAUGCACGGCUUGUACCAGCAGGCUAAAGUCAGCCUCAAGGAGAUAAUUAGAAUUCCUGGAGUUUGGGAUCCUUUUGUGAUUUGUUAUGUGGAUUUGCUGGAACAUUACGAGGAGUAUGAAGAAGCACGGGAAGUGCUAAGUGACUCUGCGUAUGAUUCCAGGUUUCCUUCCAACCCUAAUGCUCAUGUCUACUACUACCAGUUCUUAAAGAGAAGAGGGGAAUCAAGGAAAACACAGAUCUCUGCACUGCAGAUCCUGCAUGAGCUUGUUCCUUCCCAUGAACUGAUGCUGGAAUUUUACAAAUUGCUUAAAAAAUCAAAAAAAAGGAAAAAACACAAAUUACAGCUGAAAGUUAUUUUUGCAGCCUUGGAUUUUGCUGCAUGGAAGGAAAAUAUAAAAGCUUGGAGUUACUUGGCAAAGCAGACAGUAGAAAUUCUGCAGAACACUGACAAGCAGUUUCACUGGCUCAGAAAGGAGUGGGAUACCCGAAAGGACUGGUGGCCAGCUUUUCAUUUCAGCCUUUAUUUGGCAAAAAAUAACUGGCAUCAAAACAAAAAACUUGCUUGUGAAAAAGUUCUGAUAGCUGGAAUAUUGUUGGGAAAAGACUGCAAGUACUUCAAGUAUGUCACAAAAGAAGGCUGUAAAGUUCAGAAGAAAAAGUUCCGACAGUUGAAGAAAUUUGUGAAAGAACACAGCUGGGUCAGCUUAAGAUUGACUGAUACCUGAUUAUUGUAGUGUCAAAUCUCUUGAUUUUUUCAAAGGUGUUAGAUGAUUUUGAUGUAUAUAUAAGUCUUCCUGGCAAAUAAUUCUUAUAAAAGACUUAUAUGUAUAAGAAUGUUAUAUAUAUUUUUACAGAGUUCUUUCUAUAAUCCAUUGGUAUGGAUGCAUUGUUCCACUUUGAGUUUAUGUUAAAAUAAAAGUUGAGGCUUUAGACUUUUAUAGGAAACAGACAUGAUCAUUUAUAUUUCCAAGGUUGCACAUACAAUAAAACCAUUCAUUCAU
Molecule: messenger RNA, 1907 nt
Organism: Candoia aspera
Lineage: Eukaryota; Metazoa; Chordata; Lepidosauria; Squamata; Candoiidae
Gene: TAF1A
Product: TATA-box binding protein associated factor, RNA polymerase I subunit A
Exons: 11
Coding region: 246-1631 (461 amino acids)
Biological process (GO): transcription by RNA polymerase I
Cellular component (GO): RNA polymerase I transcription regulator complex
Source: RefSeq, a predicted model, not a curated record